Lathyrus sativus (Indian pea) is the source of this 2178-nucleotide messenger RNA. The record is from the annotation of a GenBank genome assembly. Lineage: Eukaryota; Viridiplantae; Streptophyta; Magnoliopsida; Fabales; Fabaceae.
AUGAAUCAAUUCCCAUGCACAUUCCCACUUCAACUUCAAACCUUUCGAACCCUUCUCAAACAAUGCAUAGCCGAAAGAGAUUUCUUAACUGGAAAAUCCCUCCACGCUUUCUACAUCAAGUCCUUCAUUCCACACUCAACUUACCUCUCCAACCAUUUCACUCUCCUUUACUCCAAAUUCGGCACUUUUCCCAAUGCUCUAACCGCUUUCCACCUCACCAACUACCCUAACGUUUUUUCCUAUAACACCAUCAUCCAUGCUUGUGCCAAACACUCUCUCCUCCAUCUCGCCCACGAACUGUUCGAUCAAAUUCCCCAACCCGAUCUUAUUUCGUAUAACACCCUCAUUGCGGCAUAUGCUCGCCGAGGCGAGUGUGGGCCGGCGUUGAGGGUGUUUAAGGAAGUUAGAGAGGUUGGGUUGGAGCUUGAUGGAUUUACACUUUCUGGCGUGAUUUCGGCUUGUUUUGAAGAUGUUGGUCUUGUUAGGCAAUUGCAUUGCCUUGCUUUGUUGUGUGGAUAUGAUUGUUAUGCUUCGGUGUGCAACGCGGUUCUUGCUUGUUACGGUAGAUUGGGACAGUUGCACGAGGCGCGAUGGGUUUUUCGAGAAAUGGGGGAGGACUGUAGGGAUAUGGUUUCGUGGAAUGCGAUGAUUGUGGCGUGUGGUCAGCAUCGGGAGGGAUUGGAGGCACUAAGGUUGUUUGGGGAGAUGGAGAGGAUGGGUUUGGAGGUUGACAUGUUCACCAUGGCUAGUGUUUUGACCGCAUUCACUUGCCUUAAAGAUUUGGCUGGGGGAAUGCAGUUUCAUGGGAAGAUGAUCAAGAGUGGAUUUCAUAGGAACUCGCAUGUUGGGAGUGGAUUGAUUGACUUGUACUCCAAGUGUGCUCCUCAUGGAAUGUUGGAAUGUGUGAAGGUGUUUGGAGAAAUUCCUAAACCGGAUUUGGUUCUUUGGAACACCAUGAUUUCCGGAUUUUCCCAAUAUGAGGAUUUAUCUGAGGAUGCUCUUUUGACCUUCCGGGAGAUGCAGCGUAUUGGUUUUUGUCCGGAUGAUUGUAGUUUUGUGUGCGUAAUUAGUGCAUGCUCCAAUUUGUCGUCUCCCUCUGUGGGUAAACAGGUUCAUGCAUUGGCAAUCAAAUCUGACAUCCCAUGUAAUCGCCUUUCAGUUAACAAUGCCCUUGUUGCAAUGUACUCCAAAUGUGGGAAUCUUCAUGAUGCGAAAAGGAUAUUUGAUACAAUGCCGGAACAUAACACGGUAUCGCUGAAUUCAAUGAUUGCUGGUUAUGCACAGCAUGGUGUUGAGGUUGAAUCGCUCCGGCUCUUUGAACUAAUGCUGAGAGAGCAAAUAGUACCAAAUAACAUAACCUUCAUAUCUAUUCUUUCUGCAUGUGUACACACUGGAAUUGUCGAGGAGGGUGAUAAGUAUUUUAAUAUGAUGAAAGAAAAGUUUGGGAUUGAACCAGAAGCAGAACAUUACUCAUGCAUGAUAGAUCUUUUGGGUAGGGCAGGGAAACUCAAGGAGGCUGAGAGGAUUAUCGAGACAAUGCCAUUUAAUCCUGGUUCUAUUGAAUGGGCUACUUUGCUUGGUGCAUGUAGGAAGCAUGGAAAUGUGGAGCUAGCAGUGAAAGCAGCCAGUAAGUUUCUCGAACUGGAACCGUGUAAUGCAGCUCCGUAUGUAAUGCUUUCAAAUAUGUAUGCAAGUGACGGUAGAUGGGAAGAGGCAGCAAGAUUGAAACGGCUGAUGCGUGAAAGAGGAGUGAAGAAGAAACCAGGUUGUAGUUGGAUCGAGAUAGAUAAGAAGGUGCAUGUCUUUGUAGCUGAAGAUACUUCACAUCCAAGGAUAAAAGAGAUUCACAAGUACAUGGGGGAGUUAUUAAGGAAAUUGAAGCAAGCAGGGUAUGUAGCAGAUAUAAGAUUGGCAUUGGUGAAAGAUGAAGAGGUAGAAGCAGAAGAGAAAGAAAGAAGGUUAUGGCAUCACAGUGAGAAGUUGGCAAUUGCUUUUGGUCUGAUCUCCACUGAAGAAGGUGCACCAAUACUUGUUGUGAAAAACCUAAGAAUCUGCAGUGAUUGCCACAAUGCUAUCAAACUUAUAUCAGUCAUUUCUGGUAGGGAAAUCACUGUUAGAGAUACUCAUCGGUUUCAUUGCUUUAAGGAAGGGCAGUGUUCAUGCAGGGAUUAUUGGUGA